CUUAGGGGUCACUAUACGUCCGUAGGUCCACGUCUCCAUGUGUCUUGUCCAAUUCAGCAAGUAGAUGGCGUCUUCCCGUAACACAGGCGCCUCAUCCCUCCUGAAGAUAGCUGAGUCACAUCUCCACGCGCGCUCAUCGAAGGCACUUCGUGUAUUUCGUGGGGUCUCGCGCUCGAACAACAAUGCUGACGAUCACUCUGAAGACCCUCCAGCAGCAGACGUUCAAAGUGCAGAUAGACGAGGAGCUGACGGUAAAAGCUCUUAAAGAGAAGAUAGAGGAAGAAAAGGGGCAAGAUGCUUUUCCAGCUGUCGGUCAAAAACUAAUCUAUGCAGGCAAAAUUUUGAAUGACGAUAUACCUCUAAAAGAAUAUAAGAUAGAUGAGAAGAACUUCGUCGUGGUGAUGGUUACAAAGUCCAAACCUGCAGCACCUUCACAAGCUCCUGCUCCCGCGCCGGCAGCUGCCGCUACCGUUAGCGCAACUGUCGACGAGACCCCUGAACACACGCCCUCAACUCCCGCUGCGCCUCCUGCUGCAUCUACAGUGCCUGUAUCGGCCCCCGCUCCCGCUCCCAUAGAACCGGCGGCAUCAGCGGAGCCCGCACCACCCGUCACAGCGCCCCCUGCUGCGUCGGAGCCCGCUGAGGACAAACCUGAGCCUGUUAGCGCGACUCCCGCUCCGAUCUCAGAGGAGGAGAACCAGGAAGCCCAAGAGGAGCAGGCCAUCGCCCAAUCAGAGGCCAGCAUUACAGAUGAUUUGGGUCUUUUAGAAGCAGCCGCCUCCAUACUAGUUACAGGUCAAGCGUAUGAGAAUUUGGUUGCGGAAAUCAUGUCAAUGGGUUAUGAGAGAGAGCAGGUGAUCGCCGCUUUACGAGCGAGUUAUAACAAUCCGGACAGAGCCGUGGAGUACCUGCUUAUGGGUAUUCCCACAGAAUCGGAGCAGCCGCCGCAGGAAGUAGUGCGGCCCACGCCGGUGUCCAACCCCACCCCUCCAGCACCACAGAGACCUCAGCCGCCGCCCGCCGCAGCCGGUGCGGAGUCGGGAGCGGCGCAGGCCUCGGCGAACCCGCUGGAGUUCCUGAGGAACCAGCCUCAGUUCCAGCAGAUGCGUCAGAUCAUCCAGCAGAACCCGGCUCUGCUCCCGGCGCUCCUGCAGCAGCUCGGCCGAGACAACCCCCAGCUCCUGCAGCAAAUCACGCAGCAUCAGGAGCGAUUCGUGCAGAUGUUGAACGAGCCGCACGGAGGCGAGGCCGGAGCCGCUGAAGCUCCCAGCGCACCACAUACCAACUACAUCCAGGUCACGCCGCAGGAGAAGGAGGCCAUCGAGAGGUUAAAAGCUCUGGGGUUUCCAGAGGGACUCGUCAUCCAAGCCUACUUCGCCUGCGAGAAGAACGAAAACCUCGCCGCAAACUUCCUGCUCCAGCAGAACUUUGACGAUGAGUGAACGUUAAUCGAUUAGACGCAACAACACUCGGAGGACGGCGACGGAGAGAAUGCAAGCGAUAGGCCGCAUGUUGCGCGCGCGCGUGUGUGUGUGUGAAUGUGUGUGUUAAAGUGAAUAGGGGAAUGACUGGUCUUCCAUGAUGACUUUCAUGGAGUUUAAACUGAAGCCAUGAUGUGACGUUAUUAUCAGCUUAAUUUUUGUAUUUUUUUUUCUAGAUAUAGCCGAUUCUUUACGACGAGGUGUCCGUUGUCUGUCUGGUUUCUGCUGCUAUCUCUGCUGUGUGUCGAGUGAGGUUUUAUUUAUCACAGUUUAAACCCUGCCAAAAAAAAACAAAAACUCUCAAGGUCACCACUCAUUUCUCGCAGUUGUUUUUUAGGAUUAACAAUGAGACAUUUCAGUUAAAGUAGAUGCCAAAUUGAAUUUGUCGCCAAUGACAGACUCACGUCUUUUUAACACGUUGUACCAUUUUUGUUGCGUUUUCACAACUGGAACAUUUUUGGAAAAGUCAAAUUAAACAUGGUGUCUACUUAUGCCAUGUUAUCUCAUUUUCAGUGUUUAAUUUUCUUUCGUUUUGAGCCUAUACUGUUUAAAAUACAAUGUUUAUGCAGUGGACGUUACAUUAAACCAUUAAUAUUCAAAAAAUGAACAACAUGUUCUGCACUGCAUGGGUAUGUUAGUAUCUUUAAACCCAUGUUUAAAACAAGAACCGUCAAUAACGUCUACGAUCAUCAGUUAUUGGUAAAAAACAGCACUGAUAUGUGACAAUCUAGUUGGCUAAUUAACUAUAUCUGUUUUUUGAUAUGUUUAACAAAACUAAAAAUCUGUCAUCAUUUAUUCUGUUUCUUUAACACAAAAUUAGACAUCUGAAGAACGUUGGUAACCAAAAAUGUAAUGGUAGCCAUUGCUUUUCAUAGUAUGGAAAAAAAUAUGAUGAAAGUCAAUGGCUACCCUCAACUAUAUAUAAACAGGUGAUGGUAGUCAUUGAUUUCCAUAGUGUUCUGUUUCUUUUUUCGUGCUAUGCAAGGCAAUUGCUGUCAUCGAUUAUUUGGUUAUGGUUGACAAUAGUAUAUUAUAGUAUCCAUAGUAAAGUAUCGAGAAAAAAAAAUGACUUCCAUUGUUUUUCUCCCCAAUACUAUAGCUAUCUAAAUAAAACGCUAUGAUAAUCAAUGGCUACUGUCAACUGUAUGGUUGCCGUUGACGGUAGCCAUUGAUUUCCAUAGUGUUUUCUUUUCCAUAUGAAUGAAGGCAAUAGUAACAGUAUGAAAAAAAAAUAAGGAAGCCAAUAGCUGCUAUCAUCUUUCAGCUCUAACCAAAGAGAUGAUGGUAGCCAUUAGCAUCCAUAAUCUUUUUCCCAUACCAUGGAGGGCAAUGGCUACCGUCAGUUGUAUCCAAACUGUUGACAGUUGACUUCGAUAGCGUUUUAUUUUCUAUACUAUGAAAGGCUGUGUUUGGUUACAUAGAAUAGUAUGGGAAGUAAAAAAUGGAAGCCAAUGGCUACCAUUUUCUGUCAACUGUAACCAAACGGCUGACUAGCUAUUGGCGUCCAUAGUGUGGAAAAAUAAAUACUAUGGAAAUCAAUGGCUAACUGUUGGAUUACCAACGUUCUUCUCAUUUUUAAUUGUUAAUUUUAACUUUUUUGGUGAACUAUCCCUUUAUUAACUCUAAAGUUCACCCUAGAGCCAGUUCAGUAUGCAGUAGAAACUGAAUGAGCAGUGGUUUUGAAUGGAGCCCGACAUGCUGCAACCAUUGUAGGUAUUUUAUGUGGUUAAGCAACUGAAUGUGGUCGAUCGUCUCAGCGGGUCUCGAAAACCUCACAAAAAUAUGCAUUGUAAUUUGAAUAUUUGUAUAUUCGAGUGAAGGAAAAAACUGUGUUGUCUUGGUCUCUGUUGCACACUUAAGACAGUGCCAAACAUAAUUAGAAACUGGAACUAGAUGAAAUUACAGAGCUAGCUGCAAUGCUUGAAGUGGAUGCAGAACGCAUAUAUUUUUAUAUGAAUGAUGUGUCCUGCUCCUAUAAGGCUAGUUUUGAGUUAAAAAUGCUGGAAGGGUAUUUUUAUCAAGUAUGUAAAAAAUGUAUAGGUGUUCUGAAAGGUACAAGCAAGACUAAGCGUCCUGUUUACACUAAGUGAUGCAGUUUGGGUUUUUCAGUUCUGCAUUUUAUAUCAUUUUUUCGUCUUGGGGGAUUUGAUUUGUGGAGAACGUGAACAUGGAGGAGUUUGGUCUUAAAUGCAACAGCACAUGAGGGUUUGCCGAGUGAUUUAUGAAUGUAUUGUUUCAGUGGUGUGUGAAAUAAAUUGCUUUUAAAAAGCUUAAA
Puntigrus tetrazona (Sumatra barb) is the source of this 3756-nucleotide messenger RNA. It is a transcript of the gene rad23ab, whose product is annotated as RAD23 homolog A, nucleotide excision repair protein b. Bases 183 to 1442 code for a protein of 419 amino acids. The record is from RefSeq and is a predicted model, not a curated record. Gene Ontology annotation, cellular component: cytosol; nucleoplasm. Gene Ontology annotation, biological process: nucleotide-excision repair; proteasome-mediated ubiquitin-dependent protein catabolic process. Gene Ontology annotation, molecular function: proteasome binding; damaged DNA binding; polyubiquitin modification-dependent protein binding. NCBI's taxonomy places the organism in Eukaryota, Metazoa, Chordata, Actinopteri, Cypriniformes, Cyprinidae. The transcript is spliced from 10 exons.